UUAUCACUCUCCAAGGGGGAAGGAAGGAAUGGGCGGGGCAUUGAUUGAUUGUUAAAGCCUGUCGAUCCUUUAAUUAUUUUGUGUUGGAUGAAAUAGGGUAACUUUGAACAAGUCCAAACUCGUCCAGUCACUCAGUCGUCAGUAACAACAACAAUUGGAUGAUGAUGAUGAUGGUAAUGGACAACGACGACUUCUCUAGAUUGCUUCUUCCUCUAAUCUUAAUAACUAUUAUUUCUCUUCUCCCACAAGUUUCUUCACUUUUCUUUUCCUCCACAUCCAGGUAAUUUAGAUCUCAUUGCCUGCCCCGCCCCAGGAGGGAGGGAGGAGGAUUAUACACUGUUUCGCUUCGUCUUCAUCCAAUCUUCUCUUUCUUUUCCUUAUGUCCGUUAAAUGGCGUCAUCGCAAGUCGAAAUCGCCUCUUUCGUCCCCUUCGGUUGCGUCCUCAGGAGAGACCAAAGUCGCAGAGGCGCAGAUCGAUUCAGUAUUAACACCACUGCUGGCGAUACGACGGGGGAGGAUUUCUCAUGCCCUAAUAAUACUCACGACGUCUCCCGCCAGGAGAGGGAAACUUCUCCCACCCAUUCUGAGAGCUCAACUGAAAUCCCUAAUCAUGGCGGCGUAUCUUCCCUAGUCAAGAAAUGGAAGGAUUUGUCAGGUGAGCAUCAAAAUGGAGAAGACAUGUCGCCUCAACCGCCGCCAGAAUCUCUUGACAUUGAACCGUCGGCAACGCCUCCCGCGACUGAUUCUGCUGUCGGACAAAGUAAAAGGGUCGUCAGGGUCGCCGAUGUUAUACGGAAAUUGACAACCGAUGGCGAUGAUAGUGAAUUAGAUCAUCAUCGCCGUCUUCAAAUACCGGAGCAGAGACAUCUUUUUUCUGCUCCUUUUGUAAAUUCCCCUCGUAUUCGGGGGCGGCAAGCACUUACCGACCUGCUUCUGCAAUUAGAGAAAGAAAGGCGAAGUGAGCUUGAUGGGUUGUUACAGCGCCGACCAGUUUCCAAUUUCUCACACAAGGGGAAAAUUCAGGCUUUACUUCGGCUUAGAUUUUUACAUCGGGAAGCAGUAAAUAGAUAUCAAGAUCAUCUAAAUAAUCCAAUGCCAAUAAGAUACAACUUGCACCGUGGAAAGGAAAAAGUCAGGCAGCAGCCUCAAUCACAUUUAUCAGAGGAGACAACUCUACCUUGCAAUCAUCAUCCACGAGAUGAUUCAACAAUCUCAGAUAGAAAGGAUUGUAAUCCCUCAGAGCAACAUCCACGAGAUGAUUCAGCAAUCUCAGGUAGAAAGGAUUGUAAUCCAACAGAUCAUCAUCCACGAGGUGAUUCAACAAUCUCAGAUAGAAAGGAUUGUAAUCCAACAGAUCAUCAUCCACGAGAUGAUUCAACAAUCUCAGAUAGAAAGGAUUGUAAUCCAACAGAUCAUCAUCCACGAGAUGAUUCAACAAUCUCAGGUAGAACGGAUUGUAAUCCAACAGAUCAUCAUCCACGAGAUGAUUCAACAAUCUCAGGUAGAACGGAUUGUAAUCCAACAGAGCAACAUCUUCCACACUUGGAUUCAACAACAUCUGAAUAUAAAUCCAUUGUAACUCUAAGAGACAGAUUCAACCAUGGGAUUGAAAGUGAUGUAACUAACCCCAAGAGAGCACGUAGAGAUUUGGUAAACAAGUAUGUAGAAAACUUUUCUACUGAUUCCCUGCACAUAAAUGAAAUUGAAGAGCCUACCUCACUAGUUAACCUCAUUGAAGAGAAGACAAGUACUUCCUCCAGUCAAAACUCUAUUGUUUAUACCCCAAAAGAAAUUCAUGAACGUUCUGGUUCAUUUCCAGAUGAAGAAAAACAUAGAAUGAGUGAAGAGAAUAGAUACCAUUACAACCGCCAAGGCUUAUCAACAUCCUCCUCAAAGGAGGAACAUGUAGAGAAAGAAGAAGAAGAUGAAUGGAAAGGGGUUUUUAACCAGAUAAUAGUAGAUACAAAAAAUGAAGAUAGCUCUAGUGACAUGAGCCAAUCACGGGGUGAUUUUGAAGAAGAAGAAGAAGAAGAAGAAGAAGAUGGAGUAAACUGUCAGGAAGUGGAAAUUGAUGAGCAGCAGGGAGCUAACUGUGACUGGACAAAUGAUAUUUGUCGGCCAAUAAGUGAUUGGGAAGAUCUCAGGCAAGCAAGAUAUGAUGAGAUGCUCAAUCCUUUCAACAGUAACCAAGAUAUACAACAUCUACUCGAAAGGAGAAAUGUGUCCACUUUUCUUUUCAGUAACCUGAGACAGAAAAUUGACCAGCUGAUGAUCUCUCGCUCGAACACACUACCACAUCAACCGAAAGAAGAACCUCUUUCACAGAGCAGAACAAAACAACUUAUGACAUCUCAAAUACCAGGAGAAAUGCAUGUGCCUGAAAGUGGGCAGGAAGGAGGAUCAUCAGAUGAUAGAAUCAGCUACUAUAAGGAUCCAGACAUAACAGGUUCAGAAUCGGAGUGUUCAAUUAGGUCUUGUUACGAGGUUAAUGAUAGCUCAGACCCUCAUGAUGAAUCUCCAGACCCAACCUCCCAAUCUCCCAUCUUGGACAUAACGCCUCAUUCUUCAUUUCAAAGUCAAUCGUCAAUGGAAAUUGAACUAAUACAUGACCUAAGAGGGCAUAUGUUACAACUUCAACAAGAGAUGUCUAAGCUAAGAAAAUCUAUGAAGCACUGCAUGGAAAUGCAGGCAAAUUUGCAAAAGUCAAUUAAGAAAGAGGUUGCGGCUGCGGUCAAGCACGAGGUUGCGUCUAUUUUAGGUCGCUAUGUUGAAUUAGAAGACAUGGGAGAAACUUCAAAGAAGGAAAAGGGGUCCCCCAACCACAAGAAAGGAAUUUGUUCCAUUUGCAAUGAAAUGCCAGUUGAUUCUCUUUUGUACAGAUGCGGGCAUAUGUGCGCCUGCUUCAAAUGUGCUCAUCAAUUGCAAAUAGAAAGCGGAAGAUGUCCUGUUUGCUCUUCUCCCAUUGAAGAUGUUGUCCUGGCCUCCAUAGCUAACUAACUAACUAACUAACGUAUAAUAGAAUAGAAGGCUUGGCUUGGCUUGCUUACCAUUUUUAUUUAUAUUUUUUGAAAAAUGGUAGUUGUUGAUUGAAGAAAGAAGGACAAAAGCAAAACAAGAGUUCAAACAGGGAAAAAAUGGAAAAGUAAAAGGUGCAGCAAAGGAGAAGAGGCAGAGGAAGAUAAAAAGAAAAAGGCAUGAACUUACUUACUUACUCUAACCCCCCCUCAACUGAUCAAUGAGUUUUGAGUGUUUAUUAUUAUUAUUUAUAUACAAUAAAGCAUGGAAAUUAUACAAAAAUGACAUUAAAUAUUUGUUGGGUUGUUGAAUUAGUAAAUUUUAGUAUU
Molecule: messenger RNA, 3344 nt
Organism: Impatiens glandulifera
Lineage: Eukaryota; Viridiplantae; Streptophyta; Magnoliopsida; Ericales; Balsaminaceae
Exons: 7
Coding region: 391-2997 (868 amino acids)
Source: RefSeq, a predicted model, not a curated record